AUGGAAUUUGGGUUUAAAAAGAAAGUUGUUAGUCAAGUUGCGAAACCAGCGUUAAAAACUUUCAGGGUUGAAGAAGAUGCAGAUGAAGAGCCAGUUAUAAGAAAACAAGUAAAAACAAAUGAAAAACUUAUGAUAAACGUAAAUAUAAAAGAACUAAAGUUUUGCAAACAUUGCAAAACUGGAUUUUCAAGCAAUGAACACUUACUCUCACUUUAUUUAAAACUAAGCUUAGAACAUAUUAAUAAAUCAAAUAUCUGAUGUAUUUAUUUUUUUAAUUUUUUUGACUUAAAAUCAAUAAAAUUAUUUCAAAGGCAAAAAAAGAUUCGUUUUUAAAUAGGAGAAUUAGCAAGGCAUAAUCAGGAAUUUCAUUAA
Blepharisma stoltei is the source of this 372-nucleotide messenger RNA. The record is from the annotation of a GenBank genome assembly. NCBI's taxonomy places the organism in Eukaryota, Ciliophora, Heterotrichea, Heterotrichida, Blepharismidae.